AUGUGGGUCUCAAAGGCCAGACGAGCGCUUUGCUUGUCGGUUUUCUGGCGGUCCUCAGCGUUCUUUGAGCUCUAUGGUCGUGCACAUUCGACAGAAGUGGCUGAGGUGCCGCCGUCACCGCAACCAUCGAGCCGCGUUGCGCCCACGGAUGAGGCGUGGAAAAGGUGUCAAGCGCUGCUGCAGCGUGUUCAGUCGCGCAUGUACAUCCACCCAGGCCAGGCGCCAGCGGAGUUGUGUAGAGAGGCGCUGACCAGCAUCGAGCAUCUACUUGCGUCCUCGCCGACGCGCCGCUGCACCGCUGCGCGCAGACUCUGGAGAGACGCGCUUGCACUGCAGUCUUAUUUGCCGGCACAUGACAUCAGUGCAGCAGCCGACACGGCCAGUGUACUUCUGUUCUCCGACCAGGCACAGCGAGGGUGCCGUGUGUGCUCGCAGGCUGUUGGGCACCCCCAGUCCCGUCAAGGACCGCGCAGUGACACAGAGCUCAUUGGCUAUCUGCGACUGUUAAGCGUGCAUUCCAUGUGCGCGUGCUACUCACAUGAGAGUUUCUCCCCCGACUGGUGGACCGCUCUCGUUGACUCCGUGGACGAGGCGAAGCGUGUCAUCGCGGCAGCGCCUAAGCCUCGGCGGGCACCCAUGGCGCAUGCACUGGAGGUGUUGGCGUGGUCGCUGGACUGGCUGCAUCACCACAACGACACGCCUGAGAGACAGGCAUUGGGGGCCCUGAAGGCGAAACUUCCUCAGUGGCUUCCGUUUCUCUUUGACGAGUUUGACGCCACCACCGCAAAACUGUCGUCACAGUCUCUGGCGCUCUUGCCUCCACGCUGGCUGCUGAUGAUGACCACACACCCAGAAGGCGACAGCGACGCCGUAGCACUCGAAAGGCUACUGCGCCACGCCUUGGGCAGAGAGAAGCGAUGUCACAGCAGCAACGUGUUUCAGCUCUCCUCUCGCAUCGCCGAUAUUCUCGUUCACCGCUUCCCCCACCACCCGAGCGCCGCUCAUGCGGUCGCUACACUUGGUACAGCCUUACAGUGCUCGUCAGUGCACUCGUACGGUACAACGCGAGAAGGCUUUGACAAGGCUCUUGGCGUGCUUACACGCAUGUCUGGGGCGCAGCCCUACUUUGCCACGCAGGCAUUGCUGCAUCACCGCUCGACUGAGACGUCGGCGAGGAUACAGGAGGAGCACGGAGACCUACUCACUGGAAACCCUCACCUCAACUGGAGAACGGCCCUCAACUUCACAAUGAAGCAAGUGGAAGCGGCCGACCCUCACUGGCGCGUGUAUCUCCCAGAGACGCUGCGGCUUCUCAGCGAUGCUGGCAAGUUGAAGCAGUUUUGGAGUCUCCUGCAAGAGUACAACGCAGUGGAUGCAACUGCCAACAUCUCUGUCGCCGCUUCGCUAAGUCGUGCGAUGCAACUUAGUGCGAGAUGGUGGCACGCGAUGGAGGUGAUGGACCUGCUUGUCAGCGCCCCGCCGCCUCGGGACGCCAUUGAGGAUCAGCUGGUGACGACGGCGUGCGCCGGCACCCUGCGGGUGUUGCUGCAAGCGAAACGGUGGCAGGAGGCACUGCGUGUUUUCUUGAUGGUGGGCGAUGCUUUUCCGCCAACAGAAUCGGCUGUCGUCUCCAGGCUGCUUACAUCGAUGCCGAUGUACGCCCCUUGGCAGAUGGCUCUCGCAGCGGCGACACAGAGGGGGCUGACUUCCGACACCACUCGGAUCAUUUUGCUCUGUUUACAUGCCGGCGCAUCAGCAGCCCUUCUGCCGCCCGCUCAUCAACAGAAGGCGUCCGCACUCAUCUUUGCUCAACAUGGUCGGUGGGACCUUGUACGCACCGUUGUGGAGCAGCGUCCCAUCGAUGUGUCACUCUGGCGUACCCUUGUCCAGGCGAUGGAGCAUUGCGCAGACGCCGUGGAUGAGCAGACGGCGGCCACCGUCUUCCCUGUGCCGCUUCCGCAUGACUGUUGGCAUGACAUGUCGUUUGGGAACGCAUUCGCGCAUCUCUGUGUGCAGCGGGGCUGGCUAUCCCUCCUUUCAUCGCACCUGUCGUGCCUUCUUGCACCACCAGCCUCCCCAGUCACACCGAUGUCUCGUCUUGGAGUGGAGUAUGGGCAUCUCCUCCGCUUUCUGCAGUCGAAUCGCUUCCCACCAGCAGAGUUUGUCUUCACCGACUCGUACGUUGUUCACCAGCUCAUGUCGUGUGUGACAGGCAGACGCGUGUCCGUAGUGGCGAAACUACCGGCGGCGUCUGGAUCCACCAAGCAGCAAGCCUCCAUCUACUUGCGCGUUCCUUACGAGAUCCUGAGCGUGCCGCGCGGCGAGGGCGACGGGACUGCAACUGUGCGGGUUACAUCCGCUCCCACUUCCACGUACCUAAAAGAGCAUUGCAUUUUCAUUGCUGCCAGUGGUCUUGUUGUCGGCUACAAAGUCCCUGCGUCUGCCCUCUUUACUUCCGCGCGUGGGCUCCUGAGGGUGUUGGGCAACAACGGAGUAUACCGUCUCGCGUAUCACAUGUCGGUCGCGAGCAGCGGCCUUUUUCUUCUCUACCCCGCCUCUGCCAGUCUCACGUGGUACUCCUUCAAGCUGCGUGUGCGCCUAUGCGUGGCAGUGAUGCCGGCGGCGCCGUACGUGCCGCUGUUAGCAACAUCGUUUUUUGACCGCUAUGCGAUGAGGUGGCGCAGCGGUGAGGGCGAUUGGCACGAGGUGGAGGCCGUUUUGCUUGCUACGAGUGGACAAGAGGUGCGACACGCGUGGCGGUCCCUCAAGGUGGAUCUGAACGCGGAGGGCUGGGGCCCAGUCGAGCCUGAUGCAGGAGCUGGCGACAUGUAUCACAUCCUGGAGCUCCAGGUCUCACGUCGCGCGCCAACCAUCGAGGGCAAUGCGAUGCUAGCAGAUGUGGAGGUUUUUACGUGCCACGGGCGUUCACUCAAACCGCUGAGCGCCGACGAUGGCGAGGCGGCGGAGUGGGACUUGUAA
Messenger RNA from Leishmania braziliensis MHOM/BR/75/M2904, 2979 nucleotides. RefSeq lists its product as hypothetical. The record is from RefSeq and is a predicted model, not a curated record. The coding region runs from base 1 to 2979 and encodes 992 amino acids. Lineage: Eukaryota; Euglenozoa; Kinetoplastea; Trypanosomatida; Trypanosomatidae. The transcript has a single exon.